Messenger RNA from Lethenteron reissneri (Far Eastern brook lamprey), 6147 nucleotides. RefSeq names its product microtubule cross-linking factor 1-like. The record is from RefSeq and is a predicted model, not a curated record. Gene Ontology annotation, biological process: regulation of autophagy. NCBI's taxonomy places the organism in Eukaryota, Metazoa, Chordata, Hyperoartia, Petromyzontiformes, Petromyzontidae.
GUGGGAGAGCAAAACGCGAGGAACAAGGACAAGAGCCGCAACCCUUGCACGCAGAAGAAGAGGUCAUCAUCAUCGUCGUCACUAUCGCCAUUCACAUCUUCUCAUCGUCACGCGAGGACGACGCGGAGGGGGUCGCCACGCCGUUGCAAACGAACGACGACUCCGCCAACGAAUGACUCCAUCGCUACAUCGACCGCUUCGUUCAACGUUGCUCCCCGAUUCAUUCCUCGGGACGCGAGCUGCAUUGGGGAUGGAGACUCCGCCUCACCCAUAGCCGCAGCUGCUGCCACCGCUGCUGAUGCUGCAGCCGAUGCUGCUGCUGCUGAGGACGCAGGGCGCGCCCGGCGCUGCUCACGGCGAGUGAGUGAUGCACCCUGGGCCCCAGUGGACCGGGAGACGGAGGAGGAGGAGGCGGCGGCGGAUCGGUGGGGCCGUCCACGCAGCAUGAACCCCGCGGGGACCCCUCGCCGCCAAGUGACGCGGCCCCUGUCCCCCGCGAGACCCCGGGAGGCGGGGGCCGCCCCGCGAUCAGUGCUGACCCCGGGAACGGGGUCAUCCUCGGGCUCAUUGCUGCGCACCUCGCUCCGGGGUCAAGUUCUCUCCCGGGGUCACGCUGGGCCUGCCCGCGGGGGUCUUGGUGCUGCGUCAUCUGUCAAGGGCAGCGGUUCUGGAUUGUCAACCGCCGCCACCGCCACCACCGCAGCGAGCCACGCGAGUCGCGGUGGGACUCCCAUCCCAAGACGGGUUCCUCCCGUGGGCAGCGCGAGCAGCAAUGGGGGCAGCGGUGGAGGAGCAGCGACGAAGGCACCUUCGCGAGCUAAGGGCAGCAGCAGCAGGGCUCACACGGGCCGGGCGACUGCGGGCGGCCGCCACGAGUUGUGGGCAGCAGGGGCAGCGGGAAGGGCAGCGGCCGGGAAAGGAGGAGGAGGCGGCGGAGGCGCCGCAGAUAGUGGUUCCGAUGUUUCGGACUCACCCCCCUCCGAGCCACUCUCUGACGAACUGCGCCCCAACGCGGGCCCCGAGAGCGACGUGGAGUCACUGGGGGGGUCAAGCGAGCCAGAGACGGUGAGAGCCGCGGUCGAGAGCGGACCAGCAUCAACAGGGGCAGCUGCAGCAGGGGCAGCAGCAGGAGCAGCAGCAGCGGGCAGCACGAGGAGAGGCGGCGCGGAGGGAGCGGCGAUCGAUGGGGAUGCGGCAGCCUCAGCUGCGUCGUGUGGGAGAGGAGGGGCGGGGGUGAAGGUGGGGGGGCCUGUAGGAGCCGAGGUCGUCAAGGCGCCGUCUGGCAGAGAGACGGGGGCGAUGGCGUCGCCGGCGCGUCCGGGAAGCCCGGGCGCUCUGCAGGAGCUGAUGAGAGACCUCGACGAGAUGCGGUCCGAGAACGCGUACCUCAAGGACGAGCUGGAGGAGCUGCGCGCCGAGAUGGACGAGGUUCGCGACGGCUACCUGGAGGAGGAGGCGCGCCAGGUGCGCGACCUGCGGCGCGAGUUGGAGCGCGCGCACAAGACGUGCCGCAUCCUGCAGUACCGCCUGCGCAAGGCCGAGCGCAAGGGCGCGCGCGCCGCGGGCGCGGGGCCCGGCGGGCAGCCCGAGGUGGACGUUCUCAUCAGCCUGGAGCAGGACCUCAAGGUGGCCAAGGACGUGUCUGUGCGCCUGCACCGCGAGCUCGAGAGCGUGGAGGAGAAGCGCGGCCGCGUGGAGGACGAGAACGAGGCCCUCCGCCAGAGCCUCCUCGAGCUGGAGAUCAGCAAACAGGCGCUCAGCAACGAGCUGGAGCGCACCAAGGAGAACUCUGCGAGGAAGCGGGGCAGUCGGGAGCUGCACAGAGUGGCCGAGAAGAAGGGCGCGGGACAGCAGGAGGACAGCGCCGAUCUGCGUUGCCAGCUCCAGUUCCUGCGCGAGGAAGCGGCGCUCAUGCGCAAGAAGAUGGUGCGAGUGGGGCGCGAGAAGGACCGCCUGGAGCACGACGUGGAGCGCUACAAGGCCACCUUCGGGGAGCUAGAAAGCCCCCCGCUGCCCCCGCUUCCCGCACCUCCGCCAGCGGCCCCCACCGCAACCACCGCCGCCUCCGGAUCCGCGGGGAGCCUCUCCCAAAGGGGGGGUCCGGCUGCGGGCGCCACGGCGCCUGGGGCGGCGAUGGGGGGAGCUCGGUCCGCGUCGACGGCGAUGACGACGAUGAAGACGACGCCGACGUCGUCGUCGGUGUUGAUAUCGGGGGCGACGUCCUCCUCGCUUCAGCAGGGGGGGCCAGGGGCCAGCCCGGGCCCCGGCGCGGGACCCCCGUGCGUGGAGGCGAGCGGGGUCCCGGGCUCGCGCGAGGCCGAGCUGAGGCUGAGGCUGCGGCUCGUGGAGGAGGAGGCCAACAUCCUGGGGCGCAAGAUCGUGGAGCUGGAGGUGGAGAACCGGGGCCUCAAGGCCGAGCUGGAGGAGGUCCGAGUGGGCCAGCUCCGCGACCGGAGCUCGUGCUGCCCGGCGUCGUCUCGGCCCGGCGCGUCCCCCCCGCUCUCGGACCCCGCCUCCUCCUCCUCGUCGGCCUCCUCCGACGAACUCCGCCGCCACCUCCAGUUCGUGGAGGAGGAAGCGGAGCUCCUGCGGCGCUCCGUCGCCGAGAUGGAGGAACAGAACCUGGCGCUGACGUGCGAACUGGGCCGGUACAAGCGAGAAGGAGCCGGGGGGUCACGUGGACGGGCCGCGUCGCUGAUGGAGCAGCCCCCGACGGGUGGUGAGGAGCGGGCGGGCGACCCCGCGGGCGACUCGCUGCGCCGGGAGUUGGUGAGCGCGCGCUGCCAGGUGGCGGAGCUGAGCGCCACGGUGUCGCGGCUCCAGCGUGACAACCACACACUCACGUGUGCGCAGAACUCCGGCGAGGGCCAUGGAGACGCGGACGCCGGCGACGGGGAUGCCGAUGGGGACCCUGCGAGGGAUCGACCCCCCCAGCACCGGAGGGAGGGGCCCGUGGGGGGUGAGAGUGGAGCCGACGAGAGCUGCCCCUGGGAGAGUAAACCUAGCCUGGCACGCAUCGAGGCUGCUGACCCCAAGCCGUCCACGUGCCCCUCCGCGCCGGGCCCGCUGCCCCCACUCGACGGGGGGGCGGCCCCCGCGCUGCCGCUGGACCCCGUCACGCGGGCGGCGCUGCGGCGCGCCUCGGAGGUGCUCAAGUCGGCCGUGGACCGCUUCAUCGAGGAGAGCGAGCGGGCGGCGGGGGCCGCGGCGCAGGGCGAGGCGCUGCAGGGCGCGCGGCGCUCCAUGCGCCUGUUCCGGGAGGAGCUGUCCGGCUUCCUGGAGAAGGUGCGCGCCGCCGAGGGGCUCGGCGACUCCACGGGCGUCUCCUCCUCCUGCUGCAGCCCCUGGCUCGCGCCUUCCUCGUCGGCCUCCUCCUCCUCCUCGCCACAGCAGCCGCAGCAGCAGCCGCAGCAGAGCGACUCGGGCCUGAGCCCCGUGUCGUGGAGAGACCCCGCCUCCGACCUCACCGGGGACACCCCCACGAGCACCUUCAGCGGAGACAUCACCGAGCUGCAGAGCGACUCGCAGAGAACGCCGCUCGCUCCGUGUCGCCAUGACGACGACGCCACUGCCGCCGUAGCCAUGGCGACGGCGGGAAGAGGAGGUGGAGGACCAGGGGCCGCCACCGUGGCAUGCGGGGCCCCGCAUCAGCUGGGCGCCAACGCCGACACGCGCACCCUCAUCGCCAGCGAGCUGCGAGAGUCUCAGGAGGUGCUGGCCGAGGCCAAGGACACCAUUCGUCUACUGCAGUCACAGCUGGAGGAGGAGCGAGUGCUGCGCCACGAGGAGGCCGAGAGACACGCGGCCAGGGUCGCGCGGGCGAGCGAGGAGCACCACCGCGCGAUGCUGCGUCGCGACUUCGAGCUGCAGAGCGCCGAGCUGGGGCUCCGCAUGGAGCGGCGCGAGGCGGUGAGCACCGCGGCGGCGCUGGCGCGGGAGCUGCGCCGGCUGCACGGCGUCAGCUUCCACGCCUUCGCCGAGCUGCGGCGAUUGCUGCGGCGCUGCCGUGACGGCGGCCAGCAGCAGCAGCAGCAGCAGCCCCAGGCGGCCACCGCCGCCUUGCUGGAGCUGGGAGCGGAGAUGGGCGCCUCCUCCGUCACCACCACCACUUCCUCCUCCACCUCGUCGUGCGCCCACGACGAGGAGCUGUGGCUGGACGCGCUUCUGUCAGCGCGCGUGCAGGGAGAGGCGCCCAGUGACGACGGGACGCCGGAGGGCGGCGUGAGCUCCGACCCCGGCGCCGCCGUGGGCCGGGAGCUGCGCGCCGCGCUGGGCGCCGUGCGGGACGAAGUGCGCGCCGAGGAGGCGCGGCGCUGCGGCCUCGCGCAACGCUACGCUCGCGAGCGAGCCGCCUGGGAGGUCGAGCGCUCCCAGCUGCGCGCGCACGUCGCUCAGCUGGAGCCUCGUCUCGGCUCUCCCGCGUCCAAGCGCGGCCCGGCGGGAGCCGGCGACUGCGGCGCAGCGGCGGGGGGCAGGGAGGGCAGGGAGGGCACGGCGAGAAGGGAGCGCGAGGAGCAGCGGCGCGCGCUCGCCGAGCUGCACGUGGCCGCGCUGGAGCUGCGGCGCCGCCUCCAGGCGGGCGAGCGCCACUGGGGGCGCGAGCGCCUCGAGCUGCUGCGGAGGUUCAGCCGCGAGCGCCGCGGCUGGGAGGCGCGGCUCAGGGAGACGCAGUGCGCCGUCGAGCAGCUACAGAAGAGCGGAAAGACGGUCGUCUUGGAGGGAGAAGAGGUGGAAGCCCCGGUGCCACCGAGGGUCCCAUCGGGGGUCCACAGCGGGGUCCCUUCGAGGGUCUCCGAGAUGCGGAGGAGCCCCGUGCUCACAAGGAACCACUCGCUGGACGACUCGCUGUGGCGCGGCCCGUCGGGCGACUCGAGCAGAGCGCCAGUGCCCAUCUGGUCCCUCGCCCCCCACCAGCAGCACCAGCAGCAGCAGCAGAUCUCCCGAUUUCUCGAUGCUCUGACCCUCGACCUCCACCCGUGGCCGGGAGGGCGACGCAAGUCCUGCACCAUCUCCCGCGGCAGGACGCUCCUGCAGAGCGACGCUCGUGGGGAGGCUGAUGCUGAGAAGAUGAUGGGAGAGGUCAACUUCCCACUCGACAAAGGCACGCUGCAACGGGCGUGUUCCGUCUCCUCCAUGGCGGAGUUCGAGGUGAUGAUGGAGAGCGCGCGCUCCCCGUUCCGCUCAGAGCGCCGGCGCUGCGCCCUCGCCAGCGGGGGCAGCUCGCCGGCGCUCAGCCCCGACGAGCCCCCCCCCGCGCUCCCCCGGCGAGAUGGAGCCCCCAGCCCCGGGCAAGGGGCGCCGCCCGCUGCGCCCGUCCUCGCUACCCGCCGCGCGGGACCGGCGCCUCGGUGCGACGUUGCCCGCCGCCGGCGUUGCCGGCGUCGCGGCGUCGCCAGUCGUCGCUGCCGCCGCCGCCGCGCCGCCGCCGCUCGUCGGUGUCCAAGCGCCACCCAGGUUCUCCGUCUCCAAGCUGUACCGCGACUCCGAGUGGGGCCGCUACUUCUAUGGCCGCCGCCUCGUGGCCCGGGAGGAGGAGGAGGGGGCGGCGGCGGUGCUGGCCGCGUCCGGGGCGGCGGACGGCGCCUCCCCGUGCCUGAGCGCCGACUCGGCCUGGAACCUGAGCGACGAGAUGAAGGAAGCGGCCAACGUGGGACUCUUCCCGCCGCGCGCCAUCUCCCUCUCCUACUCCUCCGACACCGCCGCGUCGCCGCCCAUCGCCCCGUCCCCUCCGGCCAAGCGUGCGAGCCGCGACGCGUCCUGCCAGGCGGGCCGUCGCGCCAGCGCCAACGCCGCCACCCAGACGGUCGCCAUCGCCACCGCAGCCGCCGCCGCGCUAGAGGCCGGCAUCCGCAGCCCGUUCCACCGCGCGGUCGUGCGGCCCUGCUGCGGGUCCGGCAACGGCCACACUCCGGUCUCGUCGCCAGCGCGCACCCCGCGCAAGACCGGUGGCGCCGCCGCUACCGCGGCGGCCGGCAAGUUUGAGCGCGCGUGCUGCUCGCCCAAGCUGGGGUCCCCCCGGACCCCGCGCAAAUUCGCCGCGGCGGGGCCCCCUGGCGUGGCGGCGCGUCCCUCCGAGCCGGCCCCCGCCUGCGCCGAGUGCCACGGCGCCGGCCGGGCCCGGCACGACCCCGCGUCGCCGCGCGUCGA